Messenger RNA from Cooperia oncophora, 549 nucleotides. The record is from the annotation of a GenBank genome assembly. NCBI's taxonomy places the organism in Eukaryota, Metazoa, Nematoda, Chromadorea, Rhabditida, Trichostrongylidae.
AUGGCGGUUGGAAUGGGAACUGAGCUCGGCAGUUGGGCGGAACGGACUGGUUGGCAAUUUGACGGCCGUUAUGCAAAUAAGUGGGAGUUCGACAUCGACCCAGAUGCAGACGAUCUUGCUGGACUUCACUUGCGAGUGGUCGUAUACCUGGAAGAACCGUUCGUGAUAAAGAAUUCUAACAACGAAUAUGAAGGAUUCUGCAUCGAUCUUCUUAAUGAGAUGGCGGCCAUUCUGAAGUUCAACUACACGAUCAUCGAAGUUCAAGAUGGAAGCUACGGCAUAGAGAAUUCUUUCUUCAACCUGAACUUUAUUCCGACACCGAACAAUGAGAUGACGAGUCAGGACGAUGGAACGGCAUCAUCGGCGCCUUGCAAACGGCAUGAAGCCGAUGUCUCCAUCUCAGCGGUUACGAUCACUUACAGUAGGGUGGAAGUCGUUGACUUUACACUGCCAUUCAUGCAUCUGGGUAUUUCAAUUCUUCUUGCUCGAACAAAUGACGAUUCAGAAAAGGUGAGCUAUUGUUCGAUGACAAAUGCUCGGUGCAGAUGA